Drosophila grimshawi is the source of this 2171-nucleotide messenger RNA. RefSeq names its product nose resistant to fluoxetine protein 6. The record is from RefSeq and is a predicted model, not a curated record. Gene Ontology annotation, molecular function: acyltransferase activity, transferring groups other than amino-acyl groups. The transcript has 10 exons. The coding region runs from base 19 to 2124 and encodes 701 amino acids. Lineage: Eukaryota; Metazoa; Arthropoda; Insecta; Diptera; Drosophilidae.
CGAACAGUUAAUCUUGCAAUGCGAAUCAAGAUGCAUUGCUUCGGUUUCGCACUGCUGCUAAUAAUGCUUCAUUGUGUUGGAGCGCAAUUUAACUUAACUGCCUAUAAGCAAAUGCCUGCUCUGUAUCACCUGGAUGACUACGAUCUGUGCCUACAGCAGCCACCUAGUCGUCUUUUAUUCCGCAGCACCUACUGCCUCGUCUACGUUGAGAUUGUGUCCAAUGCCAGCUCCAAUCUUUGGCAGCAGAUCGAGCGAGUGUCGCGCGAUGAGAAGCAUCACUUUCGUCACGAUCAUCUAUUUGUGGGGGUUUGUUUAGAACGCUGCAAACAGGCGCUGCAUACUCUCUCCAAAUUUCAGAUACAGCAGCUGUACGAGGGAAAGGUGGCAGAUGAAGAGCUGAGCAGUUAUUAUACCAAAGUGCAUAAGCGGACAUCAGAUGAGCGCCUACUCUACGACCACCUAAUCAAUAGCUGCCUUAAUCGCCAGCUGGGCAACAGAUUCCAAUUGCGUCUGCGCAGCAGCAUUGAAUACUGCGAGCGAGCCGAUGAACCACUCGAACACGAUGCACUCGAUUUAUUUGUUUACGGGCUGCUCAUCCUGCUGCUGCUGCUCACCGUGCUCUCAAGCUACUAUGAUUUCAGCCUCAAGCGACAGCAAAAUGUAUCCGGCUCAACUAAUGGGAAUCUCUUUUACCAGCAGCGCCUCAGGAUGCGUGCUCAAAGAUUUCUCUGCUCCUUUUCGCUGUGCCGCAAUUAUUAUCGUCUUGUGCUGCCCUUGAGCAGCGAUAUCUCCAAGGAUCUGCGCUUCUUUGAUGCUUUCCGGGUGAUGGGCGUUUUUAUCGUUAUAAUGGGACACACGUUGAUGGUCUUUAUGACGGUGCAGCUGCAGAAUCCGGAGUUUUUCGAGCAGUAUCUCUACAAAUUUGAGGCUUCAAUAUUUCAGAAUGGCAACGCCUGCAUUCAAAUAUUUUUCGUAAUGAGCGCUUUUCUACUCUACGUGAAUUUUACGAAGCUUAAGUGGAUCAAGCCGGAGACGGGAGUUCUGCGUUGUAUUGCGGUUUAUUUUCGAGUGUUCUUUUGCAGAUAUUUUAGGCUGCUGCCAUCGUUAAUUAUGUUGAUCCUUUGCAAUGGCACAAUUUUAACCCGUUUGGGCAAUGGACCUCUUUGGAGACAUUUGACGGAGGCCGAAAGAGUUUUCUGUCGCGAGAACUGGUGGAAGAAUGUUUUCUUUGUGAACAAUUUUCUGCUGGAGGAGAGCUGUGCACACCAAACUUGGUAUUUAUCAGCAGAUAUGCAGCUCUUUGAACUCUUCCUCAUUGUCAUCAUCAUAGCAAAUAAAUAUCCCAGACUGGCCAGAUAUAUGUAUAUAGUGCUGAUCGCAUUGGCAUUGGCUGUGCCAGCUCUGUUGACCUAUUACCUAAAACUGGAUGCAGCUUAUCACAUGAAGCCUGAAAACUAUCGAUAUUUAUAUUUUCGGAAUGUGGAGACCUUUUACAGCAUCUAUUUGCCAUUCUACACAAAUAUCGGUGGCUAUUUGAUGGGUUUCCUCUGUGCUCAUCUCUAUCUCAAGUCGCGUUCCACUCCAAAUGGGGCCAGCUACAAAGGCAACUCGAAGUUGGAGCUGGGCAUGUGGAUGCUGUUCUUGAUCCUCUUUUUGAUCCUCUUCUCUGGCUUCAUCUUUAUCAGGCACGACUUUGAGAAGCCCUCCAUUUGGCUGGCACUCUAUGCGUGCCUCUACAAGAAUCUAUGGAUUCUGGUCUGUGCGGGCUUUGUGUGCUGCAUGUGCUUCAAAGUGGGCUGGCUGGCCUUCGAAUUUAGUUCUCUGGCCAUUUUUCGACCUUUGGCUCGACUUUCAUUUCAGACUUUUCUGUGGCAUACUUUUGUAUUGCGCCUCGUUGCUGGUUAUUUUCGAGAGCCAAUCUAUGUCAACAAAUUAUAUUUGUUUGGCAAUGUAAUUGUUGUGUUUGUCCUGACGCAAAUUUUGGCUUUUGUUGUGGCGUUGCUAUUUGAAUACCCGCUGGCAGAACUCUUAAAACAGCUAACUAGCCAAGAGUCAACUGUUGUUGACCAAAAGCCGAAUGCAAACUAUGCAAAUGCAUUUCAAAUUGAGCUUAAUUCGCGCUAAUAUUUUGGUAUUUUAAUUUCAAUUUGGCAAAUAAAUAAAAUAUUCCG